This is a messenger RNA of Gastrolobium bilobum, 1172 nucleotides long. Its product is annotated as ATP-dependent Clp protease proteolytic subunit 4, chloroplastic. The transcript has 2 exons. Gene Ontology annotation, cellular component: endopeptidase Clp complex. Gene Ontology annotation, biological process: protein quality control for misfolded or incompletely synthesized proteins. The coding region runs from base 60 to 989 and encodes 309 amino acids. NCBI's taxonomy places the organism in Eukaryota, Viridiplantae, Streptophyta, Magnoliopsida, Fabales, Fabaceae. The record is from RefSeq and is a predicted model, not a curated record. Gene Ontology annotation, molecular function: ATP-dependent peptidase activity; ATPase binding; serine-type endopeptidase activity.
UGCAAGCUGCGCAGCACUGUCCAAGAAUCUCUCCUCUCAGUCUCACUCACAAAACCGCCAUGGAUUUGCUCUCAAUCUCUGCUUCUUACCCUUCAACUUCGCUUCCAUCUCGUUCGUGCAUUCGCACCCUUUUUUCAAAGACACCCAUUUCCUCAUUCAACCCCAAAACCUAUAUUCCCUCACCAUGUUUCAAAUCUUGCAUAACCCCAGUAAGGUGUGUCCUCUCCACCUCACCAAAACCCUCCAAAAAUUCAAACUUUGGGUCCGAACUUGGAAAACCCAGUAUCACUUUUAAGCUUUCUUCGCCUCAGACGCCUGCCACCGCCAUGAGAGGGGCUGAAACCGAUGCCAUGGGGCUGUUGUUGAGGGAGAGGAUCGUGUUCUUGGGGAGCAGCAUCGAUGAUUUUGUGGCUGAUGCUAUUAUGAGCCAGUUGCUGCUCUUGGAUGCUCAGGAUCCCACUAAAGAUAUCAGGCUCUUCAUCAAUUCCCCUGGUGGUUCUCUCAGUGCUACAAUGGCUAUCUAUGAUGCCGUACAGCUUGUGAGGGCUGAUGUUUCCACAGUUGCACUCGGAAUUGCAGCAUCAACUGCUUCCGUGAUCCUUGGUGGUGGCACCAAAGGCAAGCGCUUUGCUAUGCCCAAUACACGAAUUAUGAUUCAUCAACCUCUUGGAGGUGCUAGUGGACAAGCUAUAGACGUAGAAAUUCAGGCUAAAGAAGUUAUGCACAACAAGAAUAAUAUCACAAGAAUCAUAUCAGGCUUCACUGGUCGCUCAUUUGAACAAGUCCAGAAAGAUAUUGAUAGGGAUAGAUACAUGUCUCCAAUUGAAGCUGUUGAAUAUGGAAUUAUUGAUGGUGUAAUAGAUAGAGAUAGCAUCAUCCCUCUUGAGCCAGUACCAGAAAGGGUGAAAGCAACUCUAAACUAUGAAGAAAUGAGUAAAGACCCUAAGAAAUUCCUAAACCCAGAUAUCCCUGAUGAUGAGAUAUACUAGCUUUAAAUUGUUGAUAAUGUUACAUCCUCUUAACUGUUUUGAGAUUCCCUUAUGGUGUUAGCACUAUACAACAUUUUGGGUAAAGCCGGAUGAUGCUGUAACAAACUCUGAAAGAUGUAGGAUUGUUUUUUGUAUGUGUGAAUUAAGAAUUGUAAUCCAGUUAUGGGAAAUUUGUUGGUUAUA